Messenger RNA from Encephalitozoon hellem ATCC 50504, 462 nucleotides. RefSeq lists its product as uncharacterized. Lineage: Eukaryota; Fungi; Microsporidia; Unikaryonidae. Gene Ontology annotation, molecular function: RNA binding. The coding region runs from base 1 to 462 and encodes 153 amino acids. The record is from RefSeq and is a predicted model, not a curated record. Gene Ontology annotation, biological process: positive regulation of mRNA splicing, via spliceosome. Gene Ontology annotation, cellular component: U12-type spliceosomal complex; nucleolus. The transcript has a single exon.
AUGGAAAGAAACAUAGCUAACGAAGAACACAAGCUUUUUAUAACUAACAUUCCAACCAGGGCUAAAAAGCAAUUAGUCUACGAAUUACUCACACAAGUAUCAAAGAUUGACCAUCUUUAUUACAAUCAAGACAAGGGAUAUUGCUUUGUGAGUUACAGAACACAUCAAGAAUUGGAGUAUACUUGUAAAGUUCUUCAGGGUGUUAAACUGUAUGGAAAAAGACUAUAUCUCAGUAAAGUUGAAGAGCAGGCCAGAGUUGUGGUUAGAAAUUUAGGCCAGGAGAUAGAUGAGGUUUUCCUUUGGGACGUUUUCAGCAAGUUUGGGGCGUGUCACGUGGAGAUGGAGAGUGAAGGCCUGGGGAUUGUUGUAUAUAGAAAAAAGGAUUCUGCUAUCAGAGCUGUAAAUGUGGUAAAUGGAAAAGUCAUAGGAUAUUCCAAGGUGCUUGCAGAGAUUGAUAAAUAG